Pelodiscus sinensis (Chinese soft-shelled turtle) is the source of this 1088-nucleotide messenger RNA. Lineage: Eukaryota; Metazoa; Chordata; Testudines; Trionychidae. The record is from RefSeq and is a predicted model, not a curated record.
GCCUCAUGGCAGAAGCUAAUCCCAGACAGCAACACCACACCACGAGUCUCUCCCUGCCACAGGCUUCAGGAGUUCUCUGUCUGACCCUGAAGCCCCCCGACACCUCCCUGGUCCUCAUGGGGAGCUGUCCCAGGUGCACAAAAAGGCACUCACCCUCCUGGUCUGGCCUGGAGGUCGAGGCCCUCCUGGAGCUGUGGGGACAGGAGGAGGCCCAGCAAGAUCCCAGGGCCAGGAGGAGGAAUGCAGACAUUUAUAACUGGAUGGAGCAGAUCUUGGACAACAGCAAGCACCCACUCUGGACCUUUGAACAGAUCCAGUGUAAGGUCAAGGAGCUGUGGCUGUCCUAUGUCUAUGUCAGUGGCCCCUCGGAGGCAGGACCCCACACCUGCGCCUACUACACACAGCUACACUGCAUCCUAGGGGAUGAGGAAGAUGAUGCUUCAUCCCCCAUUGUGGAGACUGGCCUGUGGACCCCUGUUGUCGUCCAGAUGGAGCAGGAGCAAGAGGGUGAGGGCCAGCCGGCCAGGCAAGCUGAGGAGGAGACCAGUCCCACUGUGCCCCUGCCCCUGGAGCUGGUGGCUGCCAGUCAGGAUGUCUCCCAGGCUGCCUCGGAUGCUGGGGACAAAUCUUCUGCCGGACCAGUCUGGAGUGAGGGGCCAGCCAGUCCACCGCUACAAGCUGCCACAGGCCAGGGAACACACAGGUGUGCCAGGAUCCAGGCGGCGGCAUGUGAUGGCCAUCAAGUGCAUGGAGCAGAUUCUGGCAGAGAAGGUUUGCACCAACCAUUAAUGGCGCCAACAUGCCUUGGGCCAGUUCAUGGAGUGGUGCGAUCACUUUGGUGACCUCAUAGCCAGCAUGGUGGCCCAUAUGGCACGUGCUGCUUCCCGUGACUCCCACCCUCCUGUCCUCCUACCAUGCCCAUGCCCCCUCCUUCUGCCCCCUGCCAACCCUGACCCUGCUUCUGCCCUCCAUCCUCACCACCUCCCUAUGCUCCCCGCACCCACCCAGCCACAAGGCUGACAAGGCCCCUGAACGUGAGGUGGCACAGGAGCCCCCUCUGGAAACAUAAGUCCUCCUUCCAAUUUAGA